This is a messenger RNA of Cynocephalus volans (Philippine flying lemur), 1536 nucleotides long. It is a transcript of the gene PRODH2, whose product is annotated as proline dehydrogenase 2. The transcript is spliced from 11 exons. Gene Ontology annotation, cellular component: mitochondrion. Gene Ontology annotation, molecular function: FAD binding; proline dehydrogenase activity. The coding region runs from base 154 to 1536 and encodes 460 amino acids. NCBI's taxonomy places the organism in Eukaryota, Metazoa, Chordata, Mammalia, Dermoptera, Cynocephalidae. The record is from RefSeq and is a predicted model, not a curated record.
UCAAAUUUAUUCAAUAACACUACACUGUUUCCAAUUUUAAGACGAAGCAAUUGCAAUAAGAGAGUCACUGCCCCCUGGCUGGGCAAGGAGCAGCUGGCAAACCUGCUGCCUCCAAAGCCCUUCUCCUAGCCUGGAAGCAGUGAGGGAUUCAAGAUGCUCCGGACCUGUCGAGUGCUCUGUUCCCAAGCUGGCCCCUCUCCUGGGUGCUGGCAGCCCCUGAGCUUUGAUGGGGAGGCCUUCCACCUCAAGAGCACAGGAGAAUUGACACGGGCUUUGCUGGUGCUGCGGCUAUGUGCCUGGCCCCCUCUGGUCACCCACGGGUUGGCGCUCCAGGCCUGGUCUCAGCGACUCCUGGGCUCCAGGCUCUCAGGCGCACUUCUCCGAGCGUCCAUCUAUGGGCAAUUUGUGGCUGGAGAGACGGCAGAGGAGGUGAAGGGCUGUGUCCAGCAGCUCUGGACUCUAGGCCUCCGGCCCCUGCUAGCAGUGCCCACUGAGGAGGAGCCAGACUCGGCUACCAAGACUGGUGAGGCCUGGUACGAGGGGAACCUCAGCGCUAUGCUGCGGUGUGUGGACCUGUCACGAGGCCUGCUGGAGACCCCUGGCCCAGCUGGAAACAACCUCAUGCAGCUGAAGGUGACGGCGCUGACCAGCACUCGGCUCUGUAAGGAACUAACCUUGUGGGUCAGAAGGCCAGGGGCCUCCUUGGAGCUGAGCCCCGAGAGGCUGGCAGAAGCCAUGGACUCUGGGCAGAACCUCCAGGUCUCCUACCUCAACGCCGAGCAGAACCGGCAUCUCCAGGCUUCCCUGAGCCGCUUGCACCGGGUGGCACAGCAUGCCCGGACCCAGCACGUGAGGCUCCUGGUGGACGCAGAGUAUAUCUCGCUGAACCCCGCACUCUCUCUGCUGGUGGCUGCCCUGGCUACGCGCUGGAACAACCCCGGGGAAGGUGGGCCCUGGGUGUGGAACACCUACCAGGCCUAUCUAAAGGACACACAUGAGAGGCUGGAGCGGGAUGCUGAGGCCGCACACAAGGCUGGCCUGGCCUUUGGAGUGAAGUUGGUACGAGGCGCGUAUCUGGACAAGGAGAGGGCAGUGGCCCGGCUCCAAGGGACCGAAGAUCCCACCCAGCCUGACUAUGAGGCCACCAGUCAGAGUUACAGCCGCUGUCUGGAGUUGAUGCUGAACCAUGUGUCCCACCGUGGCCCCAUGUGCCACCUCAUGGUGGCUUCCCACAACGAGAAAUCUGUUCGUCAGGCAACAAAGCGUAUGUGGGAGCUGGGCAUUCCUCCAGAUGGGCCUGUCUGUUUCGGACAACUUCUGGGCAUGUGUGACCACGUCUCCCUGGCACUGGGGCAGGCUGGCUAUGCAGUGUAUAAGUCCAUCCCCUAUGGCUCCCUGGAGGAGGUGAUCCCCUACCUGAUCCGGAGGGCCCAGGAGAACCGGACUGUGCUUCAAGGUGCCCGCAGGGAACAGGAGCUGCUCAGCCAAGAAUUGUGGAGGAGGCUGCUGGGCGGAGGCCUAAGGGUACCCCAUUAG